Knipowitschia caucasica is the source of this 354-nucleotide messenger RNA. NCBI's taxonomy places the organism in Eukaryota, Metazoa, Chordata, Actinopteri, Gobiiformes, Gobiidae. The record is from the annotation of a GenBank genome assembly.
AUGGGGACAGCCGCCAUCACCUGGGGAAGACACAACAAGAAGGAUGGGACCUUUCAUUUUCCUGUCACCAUGACGUCGGAGGAGGCACUUGACACGACGCUCGACGAGUGUAUAGCCGGAGUGGUGGAGACAACAGGAGGAGAAAUUGCCCUUCAAACUAAAGAAACAUCACAAUCAUUCUUGGCUUACUUAUUCACUGUGGAGAUGAACAACUGUCGCCUGCAGGUGAAACACGAGAAACCACUUCUGCACAUCCACAUCCGCAUCCGCAGCUCGAGUGGUGUCAUCUCAGGCCACUUUCAAAUCCUGACUCCGCAGUGGUAUCCUAUAUGUAACCUUGCAGCAAAGAGAUAG